CCCGCCGCUGCAGAGUCGCCAUCUGGGCUCUGCAAACUUGUUACCUGCUGCUCUACCACUCACUAGUCGCCCAGGCCACCAUGAAGAAUUCCUCGCUGCUCUCGCUCCUCGUCCUCGUCGCCGCUUCGCCCCUCGCCGCCGCCGCGUGGUCUCGCUCUCGCGCACGCGUAUCAUGCGGCGGCGGCGGCAGCUACGCGGCCAACAGCACCUACGAAGCCAACCGCCACCAUCUGGCGGCCGUCCUCCCGGCCGAGGCUGCCGCCUCGCGCCGCCGCUACGCGUACCGUGCCUUGGGGUACUGGCCUAACCGGUUGCAGGCGGACUGGAGCUGCCAGCAGAGCAGCGACGGCGACUGCGCCGCCUGCAUCGCCGACGCCUUCGAGCGGGUGGAGCGCGAGUGCCCGUUCAGCAGGGAGCCCUUCUUCUUCGGUCGCAACUGCUCUCUCCGUCUCGGCGAGUACAGUGUUUUCGGGAGCGAUGUCUUCGGGAGAAUCACGAUGACACCUCUGGCUAUAGGGAUGAUGUUUCAAGCAUUUGGGCUCGCAUGUCUUUUCCUCCUGUUCCUACGGGCUUGGCGGCAAGACAUUAAGAAAUGCACCGUCACGCGUCACACCCCUCCUCUACCUGGAGAUCAAUAUAUGAGCGGCUUGGCCCACAGGGUUGUGCAUCAGCAGUCAGCACCUACUGUCUUGGGAAAGAAUACCGAGGCACAAUAGCAAUGAAAUGGAAUGACUUGUGAAUAUUCUCAUCAUAGUCACAGGCAAAAUAAUGAAACGGUACUGAUUGUUCUUGUUCAGCCAAGAACUUCAGUGUGAUUCUUAAAAACAAGCGAUGAUCUUCAUCUUGAAAUAUGUAUGCAACUCCUAGGUGCAGAUGUUAAGCACUCGAUGGCAUCAUUCGAACAA
Molecule: messenger RNA, 905 nt
Organism: Panicum virgatum (switchgrass)
Lineage: Eukaryota; Viridiplantae; Streptophyta; Magnoliopsida; Poales; Poaceae
Product: cysteine-rich receptor-like protein kinase 6
Exons: 3
Coding region: 81-716 (211 amino acids)
Source: RefSeq, a predicted model, not a curated record